AUGGAAACCAGAUCCCCCAGAACCUCCCCGCCAUACUACGCCGUUAUCUUCACCUCCACGCGUGCUGCACGGCCCGACGACGGCUAUGCCGAGAUGGCCGACAGGAUGGUGCAGCUAGCAAAAGCGCAGCCUGGCUUUCUGGGCCUCGAACAUGCGGGCGAGACAGCCGCUGCGUCAAUUGUGUCUGGAAUCACUGUGUCGUAUUGGGCUGAUGAGGAGAGUAUCCGGGCAUGGAAACACAAUUUCGAGCACUUGCUGGCGCAGAAGAGGGGCAAGACAGACUGGUAUCUCGCAUAUGACGUGCGAGUUGCGAGGGUGGAGCGGGCAUACAGCUUCGACGCGAAUGGGGACACAGUUGCAUGA
Messenger RNA from Mycena indigotica, 363 nucleotides. RefSeq lists its product as uncharacterized. The coding region runs from base 1 to 363 and encodes 120 amino acids. Lineage: Eukaryota; Fungi; Basidiomycota; Agaricomycetes; Agaricales; Mycenaceae. The record is from RefSeq and is a predicted model, not a curated record. The transcript is spliced from 2 exons.